AAAGUGUCCUUUACGCCUUUGAAGUCGUGAUUGCAUUUUCUCCCGGUGUCACCCGAACGUACCACGGGAAGAACCCCGCCCCUUGUCACCUCCCCCUCCCCUGACGUCACGCCAACGUCUAUUUGCAUGAAGUGUUUUCUCGCUGCAGCUUCAACUCGUCUGCAGAGCGAGUCUCUCUGAAGGGGGAAAGCGAGGGAAGAGGAGCAGCGAAAACAGGAGGAGGCGGAGGGGGGUCUUGUGUUUCAUACAUCAGAGGAGCAGCAGCAGGGAAGAAACGGCCCUGAAAGCAUCGCGAUCAGGGUGUCCGAUAACAAAAGCAAAGAGGACAGAGAGAGAGAGAGAGACAGAAAAAAGAAAAACAGAAGAGUCGCUUCUCUCGUAUCGGAAAAUGGAACUACCCGCCGCGGGAGAGCACGUCUUUGCGGUGGAGAGCAUCGAGAAGAAGCGCAGCAGAAAGGGGAGAGUCGAGUAUCUGGUCAAGUGGCGAGGAUGGUCUCCAAGAUACAACACAUGGGAACCAGAAGAAAACAUCUUGGAUCCAAGGCUGCUCGAUGCUUUCCAAGACAGAGAACGUCAAGAACAGCUGAUGGGAUAUCGCAAGAGAGGACCUAAGCCCAAGCACCUACUGGUUCAAGUUCCGUCUUUUGCCAGGAGGUCCAGUAUUCUGGCCGACCUUCACGGGGCGUCCUUGGACGACGACGACUGUCAAAAGUCCAGCCCCAUCCAGAUGCUCCGUCCCCAAGCCCAGCAGUACCAGCUGAACAGUAGCAAGCACCACCAGUACCAGUCGCUGUGCAGGGAGGCCGAGCAGCAGCCCAACGGCAAGAAGUUCUACUAUCAGCUCAACGGCAAGAAGCAUCACCACUACCAGCCGGACCUCAAAGUGCACGAGCCUUUAUUUGUUAAACCGCGUGACGUCAAAGCUCCAGAGCUGGCUAACAAAGGCUACAACCUGCCCCCAGUGCUGCAGCAGAAGUGGGUUCGGGACAAGGACUCCGGCUGUCUGACCAAAGUGAAGGAUAUCACCAUGGAGCUGAAGAAGCUUCCGGCUGACCUCAACGGGCACAAAGAGCCAGAGAAGGCAAAACCUAAAGAGGACACGCUGCCACAGUCGAAUGGCGUCAGCAGCGGCAAACUAAAGAUCGUGAAGAACAAAAACAAGAAUGGGCGGAUUGUCAUUGUCAUGAGCAAGUACAUGGAAAACGGAAUGCAAGCAGCUAAGAUUAAAAAUGGGGAUUCUGAAAGUGGUGAAAAGUCGCCACAGGGAACGGACUGCAGCCCGGAGAACCAGCUCGAGAAGAUGAAGCUGGUCAAAAAGCUCGGCCUCAUGAAUGGAUUUGCAAAAAACCCCAAAGACAAACCGACUGGAUUUAACGGAGAUUGCCCCAAAGCGAAGGAACAGUCCCCCAAAACGGAGCCAACUGUGACGGAACAGGAUAAACAUGUUGAGGUCAGGGGUCAGGGGCAGCUUCCAGCGGAUCAGCCUUUACAAUUGACAACCAAGCCUAAUCUGCUCCCCCUGACUUCAGAUCAGGGAGUUUCCUCACUGCCGGACAAAAGAGUAAGCCAAGGUGGGUUUCAAGGUCUAAAACGACACCUCUCUGACAUGGAUGGCAAGGAACACGGGGGCACUAAGAGGUUUUUGAGCUGCAGGAGCAUCAGCGCUCCAAACGCAGCGUCUUUGCCUGCCCAAAGCAUCAGCGUCGACCAAAAUGGACACCAGAGCCACGACAGACUGCAGGACUGUGGCUACACAGACCAAGAGGAACCCAUCGACUUGAGUAUUGUCAAGUCGAGGCCUACGGCGACCCAGCCUGAAACACAAACACAGGCUGAAGCGCUAACGCAGGACUUAACACAGACAGAUGUGCAAACAGAAAAUCAGCCCCAGACUGAAGCACAAAAACCUGCAGAGGAGAAGAAAGUUGACUCGGUGUCUGUUUCUAACCAUGAAAAGAGGAAAGAGGAGACGUUUCCUUCUUUCCAGCCUUUCCUUGGGAAUAUAGUCAUCACAGACAUUACUACAAACUGCCUCACGGUUACGUUCAAGGAAUACGUAACAGCAUAACAGAGCUGGAUGCCACCUGUGUAUAGAUGUAAAUGAUAUAUAUAUUUGUAUUUUUGGAUGCUUGAAUGUAAAAACAAACCCUUGAUGUUGUUUUCAUUUUGUAUAGAUCAGAUAAAAUUGCGUUAUUUGCAUAUUUCCUCUUAUAAGCUGUUAUUAUUUCUGAAGACUUUAUCACAUGCAGUAAAUUUCAUCUAUUUCAAGCCUAAACUGCAAACAUUUGUCAGAACAUUACUUAGAGAUGCACUUAUUCCUGUAAAUACUCUUCUCUUUUCUAUGGAUGUAAUUUGAUUUAUACCCUCAGCUGUCUCAGAUGAUGUUAAACAAAUGUAGGCUAUAUGGAGAAUUUUGUAAGAAAGAAGAAUUAUAUUGAAUCAUGGUAAAUUACACUGUGUCUGUAUGUGUGAGUGUGUGUGAGAGAGAGUGAACAGAUGGACAGAUUUAAAGGAUGCGUGCUGCUUGGACAGAUUCUGCCAUUACGGCAUGCUAAAACAAGCGCUUAAAAGGAAAAUGAAGCGCCUUUCUGUCGAUAAAUAUGAUUUGCGCUGUUGAAAAGGGAGAAGGGAGGCUUUUAAAUGGAAAAUGAAUCAAGAUUGCUUUGCUUUUCUUGAGUCAUGCAGCGCAAAAUCUGAUACUGAGCACAAGUCACCUCCAUUUAAAGUGAUCGUAUUCAACCCUGAGUCUCUGUUAGUUUCUGUUGUUCAGCAGCAGACUAACUAAAUGGCUGAUAUCAGUCUCAAAUCUGCACGAGCUGCUUAAAUCCAACAGAUUAGUCCCUCCAGCUGCUGUGAUUCAGCUUUCCAUGUUUCUGUUCUUUGGCACCCUGACAUGCUCAGUUAUGUGCGGGCUUGUCUUUUUUUUUUCUUUUUUUUGCAACACAAUGUUAAUUAGAAGUGUGCAAAAGCACAUUUCAUAAUCAGUGCUACUCCCUUGUGCCACACAUGCCUCCUUCUUCUCCUUUUUUUCUUUUUCAAAAUCCCUUUCAGCGCUAUGUGAUCUGAGGUGCUUUGAACAACUCUGUGAGGACACUUUUGAGCACUUUUGAUAUUUUCUGUGCAGACUUAAAAAGUGAAGGCUUUCUAUGAUACAUUUUGCAAUAAUAAAAAAGAAUUGUUUGCAAGUGAA
Amphiprion ocellaris (clown anemonefish) is the source of this 3190-nucleotide messenger RNA. Its product is annotated as E3 SUMO-protein ligase CBX4-like. The transcript has 5 exons. The record is from RefSeq and is a predicted model, not a curated record. Lineage: Eukaryota; Metazoa; Chordata; Actinopteri; Pomacentridae. The coding region runs from base 389 to 2068 and encodes 559 amino acids. Gene Ontology annotation, biological process: negative regulation of DNA-templated transcription.